Exaiptasia diaphana is the source of this 2245-nucleotide messenger RNA. RefSeq names its product retinoschisin. The coding region runs from base 769 to 1686 and encodes 305 amino acids. The transcript is spliced from 7 exons. The record is from RefSeq and is a predicted model, not a curated record. NCBI's taxonomy places the organism in Eukaryota, Metazoa, Cnidaria, Anthozoa, Actiniaria, Aiptasiidae.
UCGAUAGCUCACAAGACCUAAAAUCUCUUUCCGGAUCAAGCACCAAAAGAGCUCAAGACUUGAAAUAUCUUGGAUCGUGGAUAAUGGACUCUGAAAAGGACUUUAAAGUUCGGAAAUCGCYAGCCUGGGCAACCUGCAACAAGCUUCAAAAGCUCUGGCACUCAAAUCUGCCCAAUGAUUACAAAGUCUUCCUGUUCCAGUAUCUAGUUGAACCAGUUCUUCUCUAUGGAGCAGAAACUUGGACUCUAAGAAUGUCAACUCAAAGAAGACUGGACGGGACAUAUACGAACCUUCUCCGUCGGGUUCAGAAUAUCCAUUGGUCAGAACAUGCAACAAAGGGGAGAAUCUAUGGAAAACUACCUGCUAUUUCAGAUGUUCUAAUGCGUCGACGUCUUCAAUUUGCAGGACACUGCCUGAGAGCAGAGAGUGAAAUCAUCUCAACUCUUUUGCUGUGGAACCGAAGUCUCCCGAUUCGAAACCGAAAAACCACAUACCCACAAAUGCUAUGAAGGGACUCAGGUAUCGAAGUUGGAGAGCUGAGCCAGGUUAUGAAAGACCGCGCUAUGUGGCAUUCUGUUGUCGCCGACCUCCCGGCCUCGGAUGYCGCAGGAUGAUGAUGAAAAUUACAUAUUUUUCUGUAAGAAUAAGACAUGGAUGAAACCAGAAUUGAUGAAAUAUUGUUGAGGUGAAGGUGGCUGUAGAGAUCUCAAGUUUCUCAAAUGCAUCGAGAACAAAACCUUGACAGGUCACGUGAUCAGUACAAUCAAGAUGAUGACACCUGUUCUUCAACUGUGUCAGAAUAAAUGUUUUCGUGAACACAAAUGUGUGUCGUACAACUUGGGUUCAGUUCUCGGACAGACGAGGUCAUGUGAAUUGAAUGUCGCUGACCACUCGACUCGACCGAGUUUCCUGGUCAGCAAAACAGGUUACGAAUAUUGUCCAAUUCAGAAUCCCUGUAUGUCCAAUCCUUGCUCACCUGGAAGACUCUGCACUCYUGAUUUUGCUUGGAAUACGUACAACUGUGAUGAUGGAGGCUGGACCCAGUGGAGUCCUUGGAUGUCUUCGAUACCAUCGAUGUGCUGCGUUCAGAAUAGAGCCCGCAGCUGUACCAGUCCACCUCCAUUGAAUAAAGGAGCARACUGUGUUGGAUUCGACAAAGAGAUCAAGACAUGCAAAUCGGUCCCAAUUGUUGAUAUAUCUGGAUGCAAAGAUCCGUUGGGAAUGGAAGACGGACGCAUAAAAGAUGAGCAAAUUAAUGCUUCAUCUUACACACACUCUUCCAGAGACACUUUUCACGGGCCAUGGAAUGGUCGACUAAACAAGGUUAAAGACAGCAAAGGUAUUUCUGGCUGGGCUACUCCAAAGAUUGGAGAAUACAUCCAAAUUGACCUUCGAAGUGUCAAGGUUAUCACCAUGGUAGCCACACAGGGGAGGAGUAGUGAGGAUUGGAUUCAGUACGUGACCAAAUAUUCAUUGGCAUACAGCAUUGAUGGAAACGACUGGAAAGAUUACUACGGAGAUUACACUAAGGUUUUUUCUGGAAAUUAUGACCGAAACACCGUUGUGACCAAUGAGCUGGAAGUACCCAUAAAAACCAGAUACAUAAGACUAAUUGUGAAAGGCUUCAUAGGGCAUGCUACGAUGAGAAUUGAGUUCUAYGGAUGCAAUGAUCUACCUACAUUAUAAUGACACUUCUCAAAGCAAGGGCAUAGAUUCAUGCACCCAAUUAUGCACGUGUGCACCUUAAAGAAACAAGGGCAAAAACAAKAUUCAAGCUUUCAUAAAAAAUGAAAAGUGAGUUCAUUUCACACGCAAAGACAGCACUCGAGAAAAAAGUACUUUAUAAAUAURAUUAUCUUUGAAAUACCUAUAUUUCUCCAUUUCGUAAAUAUGUUUUUUUCACUGGUGAAGAAACAAAUGCGAGGUUUUUCUAUAUAGUAGAAAUAAGAAAAAAGGCAUUUACGCUACGCUCACUCGUGAGAGAUCUUUUCAACACUCGAAGAUAAGAUCAUUCGUUAGAAAAAAAACUCCUAAAAAGGCUGGCAUGAGUAUAUAUUACGCCACUCAAAGUUUUAAUUAUCAAUGCACAUGAAUAUCUGUAAAAAAAACCCGCGUUUUUAAAUGUAAAUAAGAAUAACCUUAAUGCAUACAGCUUCUAAGAAUGAAAUGCAUGCCGGGAGGGGGCUGUGCGCCUUACUUGUUUUGAUUGCAAUAAUAUCAAUUUUACUUAAUACAAUAAAUGACU